AUGGCGUUCGGACAUCACAAAGAAAAUCAUGCUGCGCCUUCCGACGACGUCGAGGCUGCAGCGGCAGACCGCACCGACGGAGGUCUCAGCCACGACGUCGACGAUAGCGAACUGCCCGAGUAUGAGGCUCUAGACCGGUUCAUCACCAAAUUCGAUGCUAGCGGCCAACAGCUUGCCGAGCAAGAAGAGGAGGACAGCAAGAAGAAGAAGAAGAAAUCGCCAUCCCUUCUCAAGCUGAUGUUCAGCAGCGAUCUUGAAGUUGAGGAAAACCACAACCUCGUCCCUCCUGAGGCAUGGCUCGACACGGAUAUGCGACAGGGUAUCAGCAGCCACGAUGUCGAUGAGCGCCGCCGCCGCUUUGGGUGGAACGAGCUCGUCGCUGAGAAGGAAAACCAGCUCAGGAAAUUCAUGGGUUUCUUCCAAGGGCCCAUUCUUUAUGUAAUGGAAAUCGCCGCACUAUUAGCCGUUGGUCUAGAGGACUGGAUCGACUUCGGUGUUAUCGUAGGAAUUCUUAUUCUUAAUGCCGCCGUCGGAUGGUAUCAAGAGAAGCAGGCAGCCGACGUCGUCGCCAGUUUGAAGGGUGACAUCGCCAUGCGAGCGAUUGUUGUCCGUGACGGCAAGGAGCAAGAAAUCCUGGCGCGAGAGCUUGUUCCCGGAGAUAUUGUCAUUCUCCAGGAGGGCCGGACCAUCCCUGCUGACUGCCAGAUUAUCUGUGACUACGCCCACCCUGAGGACUACAAUGAAUUCAAGAAGCUCAAGAACGAGGACAAGUUUAGUGGAGAUUCUGCCGAAUCCGGCGACGAGAGUGGCAGCAACGAAAAGUCGGCGGACAAGGAGGCUGGAGACCACGAUGAUGACGACAGGUCUGUCCAUUUCGGCCUGCCACUUCUUGCUUGCGAUCAAUCCGCCAUCACAGGCGAGUCACUUGCUGUGGAUCGAUACAUGGGAGACUUGGUCUUCUAUACGACCGGCUGCAAACGAGGCAAAGCCUAUGCGAUUGUCAAGACGUCGGCAAAAUACUCCUUCGUGGGCAGGACCGCCAGCUUGGUGCAGGGUACACAGGACCGCGGGCAUUUCAAAGAGGUCAUGGACAGCAUCGGCACUUCACUGCUUGUCCUGGUCAUGUUCUGGAUUUUGGCGAUAUGGAUCGGGGGCUUCUUCCGACACAUCCCUAUUGCCUCGCCAGGCGUCCAGACGCUUUUGCACUACGCCCUCAUCCUGUUCAUCAUCGGUGUGCCUGUUGGUCUUCCUGUUGUCACAACCACCACACUAGCCGUCGGAGCCGCAUAUCUGGCUAAGCAGAAGGCUAUUGUUCAGAAGUUGACUGCCAUUGAGUCACUGGCUGGCGUCAACGUCCUCUGUUCCGAUAAGACGGGUACCUUGACCGCUAACAAGUUGAGCAUUCGGGAGCCCUAUGUCGCCGAAGGUCAAGAUGUCAACUGGAUGAUGGCGGUUGCCGCCCUGGCUAGCUCUCACAACAUUCAGUCCCUGGACCCGAUCGACAAGAUCACCAUUCUGACUCUCAAGCGUUACCCCAAAGCGCGUGAGAUCUUGCGCCAAGGAUGGAUUACCGACAAGUUCACCCCCUUCGAUCCCGUCUCAAAGCGCAUUACUUGCGAAUGCCGCCUUGGAAAAGACCGUUACAUCUGCGCUAAGGGUGCUCCUCGGGCUGUUGUGGACCUGGCCAACUGCUCGCCCGAGGUCAAGGACCUGUACAACCAGAAGGCCAAGGAGUUUGCCAGUCGUGGAUUCCGUUCUCUUGGUGUCGGCGUCAAGAAGAAUGACGAGGACUGGCAGCUGUUGGGCAUGAUCUCCAUGUUCGACCCACCCCGUGAGGACACCGGCCAGACCAUCAUCGAGGCCCAAGCUCUCGGUGUGCCUGUCAAGAUGCUUACUGGUGAUGCUAUCGCUAUUGCAAAGGAAACCUGCAAGAUGUUGAGUCUCGGCACUAAGGUCUACAACGCAAACAAGCUUUUCAACAGCGGCCUUUCCGGCACCUUGCAACAUGACCUUAUCGAUCGUGCGGAUGGUUUUGCAGAAGUCUUCCCUGAGCACAAAUACCAAGUCGUCGAGAUGCUUCAGCAGAGAGGAUCACUCACUGCCAUGACUGGUGAUGGUGUCAACGAUGCCCCUUCGCUGAAGAAGGCCGAUUGUGGUAUUGCUGUAGAGGGCUCAUCCGAAGCGGCACAAGCGGCAGCCGAUAUCGUCUUCCUCGCACCAGGCCUCAGCACUAUCAUUCUUUCUAUCAAGACAGCACGACAGAUUUUCCAACGGAUGAAAGCCUAUGUGGAAUACCGAAUCGCAUUGUGUAUCCACCUCGAGAUUUACUUGACGCUCUCAAUGAUCAUCCUCAACGAGACUAUUCGUCCGGAUCUUAUUGUCUUCAUUGCGCUUUUUGCCGACCUGGCUACUGUUGCUGUCGCUUAUGAUAAUGCACAUGUCGAGCCUCGGCCCGUCGAGUGGCAGCUGCCCAAGAUCUGGGUUGUGAGUCUCAUACUGGGAUCACUGUUGGCCGCCGCUACAUGGAUCAUUCGCGGGACAAUGUUCCUCGAGAACGGCGGUAUCAUCCAGAACUUCGGCUCGAUUCAAGAAGUCCUUUUCCUCGAGGUCUCGUUAACCGAAAACUGGCUCAUCUUCGUCACCAGAGGCGGCAAGACUUGGCCAUCUUGGCAGCUCGUCGGUGCCAUCUUCGUCGUGGAUGUGCUCGCAACCAUCUUCGCCUUGUUCGGCUUUCUAUCCGGCUCAGGCGGUGGCGUCAUGCGAACUAGCCCCGAGACAAUCUUCCAGAAUUCGGACAAUGGUUGGACGGACAUCGUCACCGUGGUUCUUGUUUGGGCGUAUUCGAUCGGCGUCACCAUCUUCAUCGCCAUUGUCUACUACAUGCUUAACAAGAUCCGGUGGCUGAACGACCUUGGCCGGAAGGACAGACACCACAAGGAUACUGUCCUCGAGAACGCCCUAUUGCAGCUCAACAAGAUCGCUAUCGAGCACGAUCAAAACUCUGAGACAGGCUCGGAUCGAUAUUACCUUGUUGAGAAGGCAGCUGCGGAAGAUGAUGAUUAG
This is a messenger RNA of Diaporthe amygdali, 3063 nucleotides long. RefSeq names its product plasma membrane h+-atpase. Gene Ontology annotation, molecular function: ATP hydrolysis activity; P-type proton-exporting transporter activity; ATP binding. Gene Ontology annotation, cellular component: plasma membrane. The record is from RefSeq and is a predicted model, not a curated record. Gene Ontology annotation, biological process: proton export across plasma membrane; regulation of intracellular pH. The transcript has 5 exons. Lineage: Eukaryota; Fungi; Ascomycota; Sordariomycetes; Diaporthales; Diaporthaceae. The coding region runs from base 1 to 3063 and encodes 1020 amino acids.